Mercurialis annua (annual mercury) is the source of this 1823-nucleotide messenger RNA. RefSeq lists its product as uncharacterized. Bases 441 to 1538 code for a protein of 365 amino acids. The record is from RefSeq and is a predicted model, not a curated record. Lineage: Eukaryota; Viridiplantae; Streptophyta; Magnoliopsida; Malpighiales; Euphorbiaceae. The transcript has 2 exons.
GAAAAAACAAAUUCUAUAAAUACUCUACUAGUUUCAGCAAUUCUUCUCAUAAUUCUUCUUAUCAUUCUUCUAAAUCUUCUCACGUCCCCUGCUCAUCUCAAUUUGCAUAGCUGAACGGAAUCCGGCACCGCUACGUCGACUCGUAAAGGUUUGUGUUGAAUUGUUAAUUUAGCAUGGAUUCUUCUCAAAAUCAAACUUCUAGCUCUAGUCAAGGCGUGUCAUCCACACAAACUAGUAAUGAAGAAGAUAAUACGCCAUUGUGAAGAUAUGUAACAAAAAUUGAAAAAACAGGGGAAGGAGGGGGAAAUUGGAAGUGGAUAUGCAAUUUUUGUGGUCAACAAAAGCAAGGGACUUAUACUAAAAUAAAAGGUCAUUUAUUAAAAAUUAGUGGAAAAGGAAUUGGUACCUGUAAAAAAGUGAAAAUUGAUGAUCUUUCUGAAAUGAGAAAAGCAGAUGAAGAAGCCGCAACAAGAAGUUUAAAUUCUCAACCUAAACAAGUUCCUUUACCGGUUAUUAGUACAAUAACGAGUCCAUCUCCCAUAAACCAAUCUAGUAGUUUAGAAGCUUCAAAAAGAAGAAGAAUUCAGGAAUCUGACCUUGUUAAAGCUUUUGACAUGCAACAUAGAGAUCAAUUAGAUGCUAAAAUAGCAAGAAUGUUUUAUACUGGGGGUUUACCUUUCAAUUUUGCUAGAAAUCCUUAUUAUGUUAGCUCUUUUGCAUUUGCUGCUAAUCAUUCAUUAGGAGGAUAUGUGCCACCUGGAUAUAAUAAAUUGAGGACUACUUUAUUGCUACAAGAGAAAACACACGUGGAAAGGUUAUUGGAACCUAUUAAAAGCACAUGGGGAGAAAAAGGUGUUAGUAUUGUGAGUGAUGGAUGGAGUGAUCCACAAAGAAGGCCUUUAAUUAAUGUGAUGGUGGUUAGUGACUCUGGUCCUAUGUUUAUUAAAGUUGUGGAUUGCUCUGGUGAAGUGAAGGAUAAACAUUUUAUUGCUGAUUUGCUUAAGGAAGUUAUUGAUGAGAUUGGCCAUCAAUCUGUGGUUCAAAUUAUUACUGACAAUGCAAGAAAUUGUAAAGCUGCUGGAGAAAUCAUUGAAGGUAUGUAUCCACAUAUUUACUGGACUCCAUGUGUAGUACAUACUCUCAAUCUUGCUUUGAAAAAUAUAUGUGCAGCCAAGAAUGUUGAAAAUAAUAUAGAAGUCUAUGAUGAAUGUCAUUGGAUAACUAUAAUUCAUGGAGAUGCUUUACAAAUCAAGAACUUUAUCAUGACUCAUUCGAUGAGACUAGCUAUAUUCAAUCGAUUUAGUUCUUUGAAGUUGCUUUCAGUUGCUGAUACCCGAUUUGCUUCUAUUGUUGUGAUGCUUAAAAGAAUUAAACUUAUAAGACGUGCUCUUGAAUUAAUGGUUUUGAGUGAGCAAUGGAUGCUAUAUCGGGCUGAUGAUCAAGGUAAAGCGAGAUUUGUUCGAGAUCUAAUUUUAGAUGAAAAUUGGUGGGCGAAGCUUAAUUAUAUUAUUUUUUUACUGGACCAAUUUAUGAGAUAAUUCGAGUAUGUGACACCAAUAAACCAUGUCUUCAUUUGGUUUAUGAAAUGUGGGAUUUGAUGAUCCAAAAGGUGAAAAUGUUGAUUCAUGAGCAUGAAAAUAUUCAAUCGACAGAUUUUUCAUCUUUCUACUUUGUCGUUCAUAGAAUUCUUGUUGAUCGUUGGGCAAAGAGUAGCACUCCUCUUCAUUGUUUAGCUCAUUCUUUAAAUCCAAAAUUAGUUUUCUAAUUCUUUUACUUUAUUUUAAUUUUGAUUAUUAUUUUAAUUCUUUACUAAUGUUGAUUUU